AUUCCGACUAUCCUUGCAGACUGAUGCGGCGGCAGGGCCAAACCAGGGCAGGGCAUAGUACAAGGUUGCGAAUGGUGCUCGCAGCUCUACCCUCCUCACUUAGUAACUGCCUUUGGUGUAGCCGGGUGGCGAACGGUGUAAAUAGGUGGAGCUCGCACUGCAAAAAUCGCGCUUCGUAUUCUCUACCCAGGCCCCGAUUGUACUGGUUUUUGCCCAGGCAGCCAAGCUGACCUUGCUUGGCAUAAUAAAGUCUACCUUAUUUCCGCCUUCAAACUAAUCAUUUUUCUCUGGCAGAGAUAACCAUCUCAGGCGUCAAAUACUGCCCUCAUACGCGCUAUAUUCGAACCUGCCCCCUCAAACGACUUUUCAGGUCUCUGCGCCGAGCGCAGCAUGCGCAGCGGUUACAAAGUCUUCCUCGCUAUCGCGCAGAUAUUUCUUUCGCAGCCAAAUAAUGGACCCGGCUCUCCGAUCUCGGUCUGCAAUUUACCGGAUCAAUUUGGCGGCGCUCUAACCUUAGUCUGGGCUGAUGGAGCCAAUGGUAAUGGAACACCCUCUGCGGAACGUGCUGAAUACUGCCAGAAUAGUGCGCGCCGCUGCUCAAAAGGAUCCGCUACGCCUCGCAGUCCUGAUCCGUUAUCCCGCCGGGCGUUGCGGAGGACUUUGACAUCCGUUCGCCUUGACCGGACCAUCGUGUUCACCACUCAUUUCUUGGACGAAGCUGAUCUGUUGGCCGAUAGCAUAGCCAUUUUGGCUGCGCCCGGCUAG
Messenger RNA from Suillus discolor, 765 nucleotides. RefSeq lists its product as uncharacterized. The coding region runs from base 391 to 765 and encodes 124 amino acids. The record is from RefSeq and is a predicted model, not a curated record. The transcript is spliced from 2 exons. Lineage: Eukaryota; Fungi; Basidiomycota; Agaricomycetes; Boletales; Suillaceae.